AUGAUAUCAUCGGAUGAAAAUGAUUUGAGACUCAUGAAUCAACAAGCUCCGUCAAUACCACACAUGAUAGUACUACAUGAAUGUGGAGAAUGGAAUGAAACUGAUUUUAUGUUAAAAACAUCGGAACCAAACACCAUGUUACUACUUGGUGAUUACCAAUUAUGUUCACAUGAAUCGUUGCCAAUUAAAAAUUUGAAUCAUUUUGGCCAAACUUUAGUAAUUGGAUGUAUUUCAAGAAAAGAGUUGCAAUUCUCACAUGAAGAAUCAUAUUUAACUUCAUUCAUUUGUGACCCUUCCAAUUCAUUCCUUAUCCACUUUAUAGAUCCUAAAAAAUAUGAGAAUAACAAGUUGAAUGGAUAUCUAUUUCUUACACAAUCUAAUAACAAUCAAUUAUUUGAAAUAUUAAUGCAUCAUUUUGACAGAUAUAUCGAAGAAUAUAUUCAAAGCAAUACAAAUUUAAAGUUAUGGACUAAUCAUGCCAAUUUUACAAAAUUAUUGAAACAUUUAUUACUCUCCUUAAUACUACUUGCAAAAUUUCAACAACAAGUGAAGGCCUCAAAAGAUUUUUCUUUGGUGAUGCGACAACAGGAACGAACUUGGCUCAAUCAAAUAUGUUUGGAAACACAAGAUUCGAUAUGGCAUGAUCUCUAUGAAAAGGUUCACAAUUUUCUCAAACAAGUGGAAAAUAAUCAUCAGGAGAGAAUUCAAAAAUUUAAUACAUUACUCAGUUCUCAAUCAUGCUCCAAAAAGGUAUUCAGAGCAUCUAAAUUAUAA
Molecule: messenger RNA, 774 nt
Organism: Naegleria lovaniensis
Lineage: Eukaryota; Heterolobosea; Eutetramitea; Acrasida; Naegleriidae
Exons: 1
Coding region: 1-774 (257 amino acids)
Source: RefSeq, a predicted model, not a curated record